Messenger RNA from Suncus etruscus (white-toothed pygmy shrew), 5384 nucleotides. It is a transcript of the gene PTPRM, whose product is annotated as protein tyrosine phosphatase receptor type M. The transcript has 34 exons. Lineage: Eukaryota; Metazoa; Chordata; Mammalia; Eulipotyphla; Soricidae. Gene Ontology annotation, cellular component: membrane. Gene Ontology annotation, molecular function: protein tyrosine phosphatase activity; protein binding. The record is from RefSeq and is a predicted model, not a curated record. Gene Ontology annotation, biological process: protein dephosphorylation. Bases 176 to 4687 code for a protein of 1503 amino acids.
CCCGGCACCCUCUCUCGUCUCUCUCCCCGCCCGGGGAUCCGCGGGAGUUUCGGACUUUUGCAACUGUUGGAGUGUGUUCCGGAGCCGGGCGUUUCUUCUCCGCUUUCUUGAAACCAAAGCCCGGAGCUGCCCUCCGCCUCGCGCGUCCACCACCGCCGCGCCGGGGAGCUGCAAUAUGAGGACACUUGGGGUUCGCCUGGCGACUUUGGCCGCACUUUUGCUAACUGCAGCGGGGGAGACGUUUUCAGGUGGUUGCCUCUUUGAUGAACCCUAUAGCACUUGUGGAUAUAGUCAAGCUGAAGAUGAUGACUUUAAUUGGGAGCAAGUGAACACCUUGACCAAACCAACUUCUGAUCCAUGGAUGCCAUCAGGUUCUUUUAUGUUGGUGAAUACAUCUGGGAGACCUCAAGGGCAAAGAACCCAUCUUCUCUUACCUCAGCUGAAAGAAAAUGACACUCACUGCAUUGAUUUUCACUAUUUUGUAUCUAGCAAGAGUAAUUUUGCUCCUGGAUUACUCAAUGUCUAUGUGAAGGUCAAUAAUGGACCAUUAGGGAAUCCAAUCUGGAAUAUAUCUGGAGAUCCAACUCGUACAUGGAAUAGGGCAGAACUGGCCAUUAGCACUUUUUGGCCCAACUUUUAUCAGGUGAUCUUUGAAGUAGUAACUUCAGGACACCAAGGUUACAUCGCUAUUGAUGAAGUAAAGGUCUUAGGACAUCCAUGUACCAAGACUCCCCACUUCUUGAGGAUCCAGAAUGUGGAGGUGAAUGCUGGCCAGUUUGCCACUUUCCAGUGCAGUGCCAUCGGAAGGACUGUGGCAGGUGAUAGGCUCUGGUUACAGGGUAUUGAUGUGCGAGAUGCUCCUCUGAAGGAAAUCAAGGUGACAAGUUCUCGAAGAUUCAUAGCUUCCUUUAGUGUUGUCAACACUACCAAACGAGAUGCUGGGCAGUACCGCUGUAUGAUUCGCACUGAAGGAGGCGUUGGAAUAUCAAACUAUGCAGAGUUGGUAGUUAAAGAACCCCCUGUCCCCAUUGCCCCACCUCAGCUUGCCUCUGUGGGUGCAACCUACCUGUGGAUACAACUCAAUGCCAAUUCUAUCAAUGGAGAUGGGCCCAUUGUGGCCCGAGAGGUGGAAUACUGCACAGCAAGUGGGAGCUGGAAUGAUCGACAACCAGUGGAUUCUACAAGUUACAAAAUUGGGCACCUAGAUCCAGACACAGAGUAUGAGAUCAGUGUGUUGCUCACCAGGCCAGGGGAAGGCGGCACUGGUUCUCCUGGGCCUGCUCUCAGAACUAGAACAAAGUGUGCUGAUCCUAUGCGUGGCCCAAGAAAACUGGAAGUAGUAGAAGUCAAAUCUCGACAAAUCACUAUCCGCUGGGAACCAUUUGGCUAUAACGUGACUCGUUGCCAUAGUUAUAAUCUCACAGUCCACUAUUGUUACCAAGUUGGAGGCCAGGAACAAGUCCGGGAAGAAGUGAGCUGGGACACAGACAAUUCACACCCUCAGCAUACAAUCACAAACCUCUCACCAUAUACCAAUGUGAGUGUGAAACUCAUCCUCAUGAAUCCUGAGGGACGGAAGGAAAGUCAAGAACUCAUAGUGCAGACAGAUGAAGAUUUGCCAGGUGCUGUUCCUACUGAAUCUAUUCAAGGAAGUACCUUUGAAGAGAAGAUAUUUCUUCAAUGGCGAGAACCAAUUCAAACAUAUGGUGUUAUCACUUUAUAUGAGAUCACCUACAAAGCAGUCAGUUCCUUUGACCCAGAAAUAGAUUUAUCCAAUCAAAGUGGAAGAUUUUCAAAACUGGGAAACGAAACCCAUAUUUUAUUUUUUGGACUGUAUCCAGGGACCACGUAUUCCUUUACUAUCCGAGCUAGCACAGCUAAGGGAUUUGGACCUCCAGCAACAAAUCAAUUCACCACCAAAAUUUCAGCACCCUCUAUGCCAGCCUAUGACCUUGAGACCCCUUUGAAUCAAACAGACAAUACGGUGACGGUCCUGUUGAAACCUGCACACAGCAGAGGUGCACCUGUCAGUGUCUACCAGAUAGUUGUUGAAGAAGAACGUCCCCGCAGAUCUAAAAAGACAACAGAAAUCUUAAAGUGCUACCCAGUGCCAAUUCACUUCCAGAAUGCUUCAAUAUUGAACUCUCAGUACUACUUUGCUGCAGAAUUUCCAGCAAACAGCCUCCAGGCUGCUCAGCCCUUUACUAUUGGUGAUAAUAGAACAUACAGUGGAUAUUGGAAUACUCCUCUUCUUCCCCAUAAAAGCUACAGAAUUUAUUUUCAGGCAGCUAGUAGAGCUAAUGGGGAAACCAAAAUAGAUUGUGUUCAAGUGGCCACAAAAGCUGCGAUAAUCGUGACUCAGCUUACAACACCUUACAUACGCAUCGCCCCUGCUGCAGGCGACGACCAGCUGACAGGAGCUGCCACUCCAAAACCAGUUCCAGAACCUGAGAAACAAACGGACCAUACUGUUAAAAUUGCUGGAGUCAUUGCUGGAAUCUUGCUGUUUGUUAUUAUCUUUCUUGGAGUUGUGCUGGUAAUGAAGAAAAGGAAACUAGCCAAGAAGCGGAAGGAGACAAUGAGCAGCACCCGGCAGGAGAUGACCGUGAUGGUGAACUCGAUGGACAAGAGCUAUGCUGAGCAAGGCACAAACUGCGAUGAGGCAUUCUCUUUCAUGGACACUCAUAAUCUAAACGGAAGAUCUGUUUCUUCACCAUCAUCUUUUACAAUGAAAACGAAUACAUUGAGCACCUCGGUACCUAAUUCCUAUUAUCCAGACCCAUUUGUGCCAACUGCAAUUUUAGAUGAGACACACACAAUGGCCAGUGAUACCAGCAGCCUGGUGCAAUCCCACACUUACAAGAAGCGUGAGCCUUCCGAUGUGCCUUACCAGACUGGACAGCUUCACCCCGCCAUCCGGGUGGCAGACUUACUUCAACACAUCACUCAGAUGAAGUGUGCAGAGGGUUACGGCUUCAAAGAGGAGUAUGAAAGCUUCUUUGAAGGGCAGUCUGCACCAUGGGAUUCUGCUAAGAAAGAUGAGAACAGAAUGAAGAACAGAUAUGGGAAUAUCAUUGCAUAUGAUCAUUCCCGGGUGAGGCUGCAGACCUUAGAAGGAGAUACCAACUCAGAUUACAUCAAUGGAAAUUACAUCGAUGGUUAUCAUCGACCCAAUCAUUAUAUUGCCACCCAAGGACCCAUGCAGGAGACCAUCUAUGAUUUCUGGAGGAUGGUUUGGCAUGAAAACACGGCGAGCAUAAUCAUGGUGACCAAUCUCGUGGAAGUGGGGAGGGUCAAAUGCUGCAAAUACUGGCCAGAUGACACCGAGAUAUAUAAAGACAUUAAAGUUACUCUAAUAGAAACAGAACUACUGGCAGAAUACGUGAUCAGAACAUUUGCCGUUGAAAAGGGAGGGGCCGGAAGUGAAGCAAACUGCAGUCCAUCCAGAGAAGUGUCACAGAGGGGCGUGCAUGAAAUCCGAGAGAUCAGGCAGUUUCACUUCACUGGCUGGCCGGAUCACGGAGUCCCCUAUCACGCCACGGGGCUGCUGGGAUUCGUCCGACAAGUGAAAUCCAAGAGCCCACCCAAUUCAGGCCCAUUGGUGGUACACUGCAGUGCUGGUGCUGGGAGGACUGGCUGCUUCAUUGUCAUUGACAUCAUGUUGGACAUGGCAGAAAGGGAAGGGGUGGUGGACAUCUAUAACUGUGUCCGGGAGCUGCGUUCUCGGAGAGUGAACAUGGUGCAGACAGAGGAACAGUAUGUGUUUAUCCAUGAUGCCAUCCUAGAAGCCUGUCUCUGCGGGGACACAUCUGUCCUUGCUUCCCAAGUUCGGUCUCUGUAUUAUGACAUGAACAAACUGGACCCACAAACAAACUCAAGCCAGAUUAAAGAGGAAUUCCGGACUUUAAACAUGGUGACUCCUACGCUGCGUGUGGAAGACUGCAGCAUUGCGCUUUUGCCUCGGAACCAUGAGAAAAACCGGUGCAUGGACAUCCUGCCCCCAGACCGCUGCCUGCCUUUCCUCAUCACCAUUGAUGGCGAGAGUAGCAACUACAUCAAUGCAGCCCUCAUGGAUAGCUAUAAACAGCCUUCAGCUUUCAUAGUCACUCAACAUCCUUUGCCAAAUACAGUCAAAGACUUCUGGAGACUGGUCCUGGAUUAUCACUGCACGUCUGUUGUUAUGUUAAACGAUGUGGAUCCUGCCCAGUUGUGUCCACAGUACUGGCCAGAGAAUGGAGUGCACAGACACGGUCCCAUUCAGGUGGAAUUUGUUUCUGCUGAUUUAGAAGAGGACAUCAUCAGCAGAAUAUUCCGUAUUUAUAAUGCAGCCAGACCCCAGGACGGCUAUCGGAUGGUGCAGCAGUUUCAGUUCUUAGGCUGGCCAAUGUACAGGGACACUCCAGUAUCUAAGCGCUCCUUCCUGAAGCUCAUUCGCCAAGUGGACAAGUGGCAAGAGGAGUACAAUGGUGGUGAAGGCCGCACAGUUGUGCACUGCUUGAAUGGGGGAGGCCGCAGUGGGACGUUCUGUGCCAUCAGCAUCAUUUGCGAGAUGCUCCGGCACCAGAGGACAGUGGAUGUCUUCCAUGCUGUGAAGACACUGAGGAACAAUAAGCCCAAUAUGGUGGAUCUUCUGGAUCAGUACAAGUUCUGCUAUGAAGUGGCCCUGGAAUACUUGAACUCUGGCUGAUGACAUUACCAGCUCCACAAACAAACCGUUUCAUCCCACAAAGCCAAGAUGUUCUGUGGUAUUUGUGUCGAUGGGAUGAAAACUUCACAAUAUGCUUAUUUUGCUUUGCAUAAUUGGCUCUUUUUAAGAGCCCAAGAAAGUCUUUAUAAAACUGCUUGCACUGCCCAAUUCCCAGUAAUGCUGCUGCUGUCUGACAGAAACACACACACACAGCAUACAGUCGUCAAAUACUGUACUCCUGGCAUCAGCUUGUUCGAGCAGCGUAGACAUCUGGUAAAUUGAAGAGCACAAUUAUAUUCUUAUGAAGGAAUUUGUACCUUUGGGGUAUUAUUUUGUGGCCCGUGAACCUUUGUUAUUGUUGGAGCUGAGUGUACAUUUUUGUUCUGUGGAGAAUGCUACCUGGCAUUAUGAUAAUAUAUUCUUUUAGUUAAUAUUUGUACUUUAACAUUGUUGCAUAAUAGAAGCUUAUGUAGCUUUCUAAGACUAACAGAUAAACAUAUAAUGAACAAAAAUCUAUUGUAUGAGCUAUUGUUUUUAUCUGAUUUAUAUUGCUUCCCAGGAAAAGGCUUGGGAGGAAUUCAAAAUUGCAAAGACUGAUGAUCAGAUUCACAAUCCAAAGCUUUUCCAUUUGUUUAUAUUGUAAAUAUUUUUGAUUUCAUCAAAUUAUUUAUUCAUUAAAAGAAAUUUUUAUGAAGCA